This is a messenger RNA of Dendrobium catenatum, 1145 nucleotides long. Its product is annotated as 40S ribosomal protein S8. Gene Ontology annotation, cellular component: cytosolic small ribosomal subunit; ribosome. The coding region runs from base 133 to 816 and encodes 227 amino acids. The record is from RefSeq and is a predicted model, not a curated record. Gene Ontology annotation, biological process: maturation of SSU-rRNA from tricistronic rRNA transcript (SSU-rRNA, 5.8S rRNA, LSU-rRNA); translation. The transcript has 5 exons. Lineage: Eukaryota; Viridiplantae; Streptophyta; Magnoliopsida; Asparagales; Orchidaceae. Gene Ontology annotation, molecular function: structural constituent of ribosome.
GCAACCUGCUCAAAACCCGCGGUUUUAAAUACAGUUAGGGUUUCCAUCUUCCUGGAGUUAAAGCGGGUGAGUAAGGCGAGGCGGCGGCUGAGGCGCGAGAGGGCGAGAGGCAAUCUUCGCUUAUCUGCCGCAAUGGGUAUCUCCAGAGAUUCCUUGCACAAGAAGCGCGCCACUGGAGGCAAGAAGAAGGCGUGGAGAAAGAAGAGGAAGUACGAGCUGGGCCGGCAGCCGGCGAAUACUAAGCUUUCAAGCAACAAGACGGUGAGGAGGGUUCGAGUACGCGGAGGUAAUGUGAAGUGGAGGGCUCUUCGUUUAGAUACAGGAAACUAUUCUUGGGGAAGCGAGGCUGUGACCCGCAAGACUAGAAUCCUCGAUGUGGUCUAUAAUGCUUCGAAUAAUGAGCUUGUGAGGACGCAGACUCUUGUGAAGAGUGCUAUAGUGCAGGUUGAUGCUGCCCCUUUUAAGCAAUGGUAUCUUCAGCACUAUGGUGUUGAGCUUGGUAGGAAGAAGAAGGCCGCUUCUGCAUCUAAGAAGGAUACUUCUGAGGCUCAAGAGGGUGAAGCCACCGCCCCAGAAGAGGCAAAAAAGAGCGGCCAUGUCGAAAGGAAGCUGGAGAAGCGGCAACAAGGCCGCACUCUCGACCCACACCUGGAGGAGCAGUUCGGCGGUGGACGUCUACUUGCCAGCAUCUCGUCGCGCCCCGGCCAAUGUGGCCGAGCCGACGGUUACAUACUUGAAGGCAAGGAACUGGAGUUCUACUUGAAGAAAAUCCAGAGGAAGAAAGGCAAGGGUGCUGCUGGUGCUGGAGCUGCUUAGUGACUUGGCUAACCUUUUCUUAUGCUACUUUGUGCUUCCUGCAGCAUCUGAAAUAUUAUUUUUUCACAGAAUUCGUUUGGGACAGCUUUUGAACUGUUUUUUAAAUUGUCUUUCAUAUUACAAAGGUUUCAAAUUCAAGAAAUUUUUAUACUAAGAAGCUAUUUUUAAAAGCAAGAAGAAAGCCGUCCCAAACGAAGCUUUAAUCUGUCAACUUUUUUGUUUAUUUAUUCCCUAAGAUGUUUUAUUUUUCAACUUUUUGUAGAACAGAACAAACGAACCAAGUUUACUUUGUUGAUUUCUUUAUGAGGUUGGUUUUGUUAUUUUAUUAA